Molecule: messenger RNA, 1588 nt
Organism: Telopea speciosissima
Lineage: Eukaryota; Viridiplantae; Streptophyta; Magnoliopsida; Proteales; Proteaceae
Product: dr1-associated corepressor-like
Exons: 7
Coding region: 418-1206 (262 amino acids)
Biological process (GO): regulation of DNA-templated transcription
Cellular component (GO): nucleus
Molecular function (GO): protein heterodimerization activity
Source: RefSeq, a predicted model, not a curated record
AGCUCUUCUGACUCUUCUCGUUUUACCUUUUUGGGUCCCGAAAAUAGCGGCUUGAGAGGACGAAGCCAGGAAAAUUUUUUUUUUCCUCAUUUCUUUUUGUUUUUUUAAUUUCCCCCUUUUUCUCUCUCUGGUAAACUCGAACGGAAGGAUUGGAGCUUUCCGAUUUUCAGUUUAGAAUCGAUCUUAUCAGUAAAUAUAUUCGGAUCUGAAUAGGGUUUCUAGGUUAUAAGGAGAGUAAAGGAGUGGAUUGAUUGUGAGCUUAGGAGGUUUAUCCUUUCGGGGUUUUGUUUUUGGUUGUUCUAUGGCCGAAAUCUGAAGCCAUGAGGAAGAAGCUUGAUACCCGUUUCCCUGCUGAAAUGUGGCAGGCUCUGCUGGGUGGUUGCCUCCUAUUUUUCUCAGUCUCGGAUUAAAAAGAUAAUGCAAGCAGAUGAAGAUGUGGGAAAGAUUGCAAUGGCUGUGCCCCUUUUAGUUUCUAAAGCAUUGGAACUCUUUCUGCAAGAUCUCUGUGAUCGGACAUAUGACAUUACACUUCAAAGGGGAGCAAAGACCAUGAGUGCUUUGCAUUUAAAACAGUGUGUGCAAAGCUUUACUGUAUUUGAUUUCCUAAGGGAAAUUGUCGGCAAGGUUCCAGAUUUGGGUGGAUCUGAAGCUGGUGGUGAGGAUAGAUCUGUUCCCAAGAGAAGGAAAGCUGUGGAUGAUGAUAAUGACAGUGAUGUAGAGUCAAAGAGGAGCAGGAUACAUGAAAUGGGUCAUAGCAGCAGUGGCAGAGGGAGAGGACGGGGUCGUGGAAGAGGCCGUGGUCGAGGCAGGGUGGCAGUAGAGAGGGAGAGCGCUCAUUUGGAUAAGUGUGAAGAUGAUCCUGAUAUUUCUCCGCAACACAAUGACAAGCAGAAUGUUAACCUUGAACUACCAGAAAAUGGGACUGAGGUUAAGGAAUCAAAGGAUACUGUCAUGAUUGGUUGUAGUGCCGAUUCAGUGGUACGAAACUUUGAUCUUAAUGUAGACUUGGCUGAGAAUGGGGACACGGCAGCUAUGACAGCUGCAGCCCCUGCCUCAUCAAGAGAGCCUCCUGAGGAGGUGAAGCAUGAGGAAUAUCCAGGCUGGUCCUUAUCAGAAAUGGACAAGAUGGCCAUUGACCCUCUUCAGUUGGCUCAACUCAACAGAAGGUUAGAUGAGGAUGAAGAAGAUUAUGAUGAAGAAGAAUGACUAGUGGUGAAUCCUCUUCCUGUGGAUAUGCCAUCUCAGAGGUUAGCAGUAACCCAGUCUGAUAUAUAGAAAAAUGGUAAUAUACUCUUUUUAAGAUAGAUUGUUAGGAGCUUAGCGAAACAAAGAAGACACAUUUGCAUCAUCCAUCCUCUGGGGAUGAAAUGUGCCCACUGUAGAAAAGGCCAAAAGUUGUUUUCGGCCUCUAGGAUUUGUAUUAUAUGUUGCUAUAUCAUCCACUAACGAGAACAGUUUUCAGACAUUGAUUUCCUUGAGUUUUUAGAAUCCACAGAUUGUGUGCUAUGAUCAUCAAUGGACUUCUCGGGAAAAUAUUAUCAUGCCCCUCAAGAAUUACGAGUUCAUUGUUAAAGGUGAACUUUUUUUU